AUGACCCAAAGCCUUGUUUGUAACCGUCAACGACCACCCGACUUGCCCACUCAUGACAAAUUUUCAGAUAUAUGUUUCGAUCUGUUAUAUCCUCCAACAUUCCAAGAAACAGACAACAACUCCGGAAGCUGGAGGCUCACUUCGCUCGAACCUAGCCAUCAAGUUAUAUCUCCGUACGCGUAUCAGCUACGUUUACUCCUUUGGUCGGGCGGACGCAACGAUGUCAUGAAAGAUUUUGUGGAAAUGUGUAGGACUGCUGGGUUAACGAGCAACAUCACGCUCGUUCAAUUGUACAGGGACGUUCAAGUUCAGGCCUUCCGUUCCAAAUUAUUCUCUCGUGAGCUCAUGCAUAGGUACGAGAACACACUGCGCCGCGUCAAGUUUCCGUGGCCAGUUACCUUCCAACUCGCGUCACUUCUAUACAACGGCGUCCUCCAUACCAAUGAAAUCCUCGAUCUUCUUCCUUCAGUCCAAGAAGUUUACGAGGCCCAUCUGAGCGACACGGGAGACCUCCUGAAACAGUUCCAUGAUGCCUUGUUACAAAAGGCUGAACGUCAAAGUCCGAAGGCGUGCUUCCAGGAGAUUCUCCAGAAAUUCAAACCCAGGAAAGCCAGAGGGUUUAACGCUUCAUUGAUCAGCGCGGCCCACGUUACAAUUACUCCUACCCGCAUGCUUUUGGAAGGCCCACUUCCCACACAAUCCAACAACGCCAUCCGGAAGUAUAAAGGUUGCGAUGAUAACUUUAUUCGGGUUGACUUCCGUGACGAGGACCGAUCUUCCUAUAAGCGAAAUCAGGAUGUCGACGACAUGUCCGUUUUACGUGAGCGGGUAGGUGACGUCUUGAAGCAAGGAAUCAUGAUAGCAGGACGACAUUUUCAGUUCCUUGCGUAUUCCACCUCCUCUUUGCGCGAGCAUGCUGUGUGGUUUAUGAGCAGCUUUGAAAGUGGUGGUGAAAUGAUAACACCCCAAAAAGUUGUUCGAGAUCUUGGGGAUUUCAGCGCACUGGCUCAGCAACCCUCCAAAUAUGCAGCACGAAUUGCUCAGAAAUUUUCAGCUACAGACCCAUCGGUUCAUAUACAUGGUCACGAGUGGGAGCGCGUCGAUGACAUCGAAUACAUCGAGGAGCGGACCAUCAGAAACGACGACGGUGAUAUUGAGACAAGAAAGACUGUUCAUUGCUUCACGGAUGGAGUAGGCACUAUCUCAGAGUCUCUCGGGCAAGAAAUAUUUGAAACGUUGAGGAACAACGAAGGUCGUCUCGAAGAGAAAGCUCCCCUGCCGUCUGCGUACCAAAUCAGAUUUAUGGGCUCAAAAGGUGUUGUAGUCGUUGACAAGCAGCUUGACAAAAACUCGAGUGGGAUUCGCAUGCGGCUGAGGCCAUCAAUGAUCAAGUUUCCUUCCCUUGCUCAAAGCGAACCUCUUGAAAUUUCAGAAGCUUUCCGUUAUCCAAAACUUUGUUAUCUCAAUCGCCCGCUUGUCAUGUUUUUGGAAGACCUUGGUGUGAGACUGCAGACCUUUUUGGAUUUACAGAAUGCCGCCAUUGCGGAGGCCCAGACCAUCGACGAUUCACUCGAGCAAUUCCGAUCUAUCAUGGAGACCCAUCGGGGCGGACUUGGCAAAUCAUUCGAUUUUCCAGACAUUCUGAAGCAUUUCGAGGACGACGGGUUUGAUUUGCAUAGCCAAGACGGUCGCCCAGGAAUUGACAACCAGUUCAUCAAGCAACUUAGAAAUGUUGCGAGAAUAGAAGUUUUGCGCGAGAUUAAGCAUUCUGCGCGAAUCAAGAUUCCAGACAGUUAUUUGCUUGUUGGUGUGGCUGACGAAGGUCCGGCGUAUCGGAAAGACGGGUACCAGAACGUGUACGAGCUGCCGGAGGGACACAUAUACGCUUGUGUUCAGAAGGCCGGUGAUAAGGAACCCACUUGGCUCAGUGGCUCAUGCUCAAUUUCACGGAGUCCUGUUGCCCACCCAGGCGAUGUACAACGAGUCCGAUGUAUCGGUAAACCUCCGGAGGACAAACUUUGUCUUUUUUCUCAUUUGGUGAACGUGGUGGUCUUGCCGUCUGUUGGCAAACGUUCACUGGCGUCUUGCUUGGGGGGCGGAGACUUGGAUGGUGACAUUUACUCAGUCAUCAUGCUCGAACCGUUGCUUCCGACGCAGAUGGUUGUACCGGCAAGCUAUGACUCUCUACCUCCGCGUGCACUUCCUCCAGGCCAAUCCAUCGAAGAGGCCGUUUGUGAUUUCAUCGUUGAAUAUAUCCACUCAGAUGUUUUGGGACUCCUAUCAAAUCGACUGCUCGUCAUUGCAGAUCAAUCCAAGGAAGGCGUUUUUGAUCAAGACUGUGAACAUCUCGCAGUUUUGUGUUCCCAGGCUGUCGACUACCCAAAGCAAGGCAAUCCUGUUGACCUGUCGGGCGGGGCUCUACCUCAUCCCCUGAUCAGGUGCAAACCCGACUGGCAAUCCGCCGAGAUAAACGCACCCCGCCAAACCGACUAUUACAAGUCGACGCGAGCACUUGGCGUGAUGUUCCGUGAUCAUAGACUCGAAGUCGAUGGCCCACUUCCCGAGAUGGAGCAAAGAGACAGAUCCGCUGAACCGCUUCUGAGCGAUCCGAUCUCCCUUGCGUACAAAGAUCGCGUCCAGCGCCACAUCGGAACAGCCAUUGAGCCAAGUGAACACGAAUUCGUGACAACUUUGUUUCAAAGAUAUGUCGCAGAGCUAUCUUACAUUUGUGCGAUCCACACGCUCUCGAAUUCCCGUACGAUCCGACUUCGAGAGGAAGAAGUCGUCGCUGGGACGAUCCUUGCCUCCUGCAACAACAAAAGAAUGCGGAGGGAUAGGAUUGAGCGGGUGAAGGUCCAUUCGGGGGUGAUCGUAAAGGAGAUACGGCAAGAUCUGGUAGCGCCGGGAUAUCACGAUUCAGAGAAGCUGACGCCAGAUGCACGGCUCGCAGGGCAACUGCUUACGCUGGAGAGAGCAUGGCAGGCCUGGGUGUUCUCGUUGAAGCUCGGAAACGAGUUUGGCGCGAACAGCUUUGGCCUCAUUGCUCUAGGAAGCAUAUUUGAUUGUCUUGAUCGUUUAGAAGGAAAGAAGGGACAGUCUCUUGACACAGUUAUCGAGGAGGAAGACACUGAGCGCUUGGACUUUGAUGCAUUUUAG
Laccaria bicolor S238N-H82 is the source of this 3156-nucleotide messenger RNA. RefSeq names its product RNA-directed RNA polymerase. The coding region runs from base 1 to 3156 and encodes 1051 amino acids. Gene Ontology annotation, biological process: siRNA processing. Gene Ontology annotation, cellular component: nuclear RNA-directed RNA polymerase complex. The record is from RefSeq and is a predicted model, not a curated record. NCBI's taxonomy places the organism in Eukaryota, Fungi, Basidiomycota, Agaricomycetes, Agaricales, Hydnangiaceae. Gene Ontology annotation, molecular function: RNA-directed RNA polymerase activity. The transcript is spliced from 11 exons.